Messenger RNA from Acanthaster planci (crown-of-thorns starfish), 2476 nucleotides. Its product is annotated as delta(24)-sterol reductase-like. Lineage: Eukaryota; Metazoa; Echinodermata; Asteroidea; Valvatida; Acanthasteridae. Gene Ontology annotation, molecular function: Delta24(24-1) sterol reductase activity; FAD binding. Gene Ontology annotation, biological process: steroid metabolic process. The record is from RefSeq and is a predicted model, not a curated record. Gene Ontology annotation, cellular component: membrane; cytoplasm.
GACUAAGGGGAAAGAUAAAACCUCUUUUUGUGCUUCCAACCCUGUGUGGAACUGAAUUUCCUAUCAAGAAAGGAAAAAGUUUUUUUUUCAAUUCUCCUUUUCCCCCGGACCAACUACCAGCCUCCCCCAAGGUGAAAAAUAUGAAAACCACAGAAUUAAUCUCAGAUGCCCUAAUCAAGUUUCAAACAAAUAGUUUGUCAUUUUGAAUAAAAUUGUGCCAACGAUUGUAAAAUCAUGCUAUAUAUUGAUUGAAUGAUGAACUCAAAUGUUUGUUUUUGAUACACACAACUGCAGAACGGUGUGGGCAAAUUGUCUCCAUACUAGACCCACCUAUUGGGCACUGGGCAUGCUGUUAUCAGAGGGCACGGAAACACACACGUGUAAAGUGUUUCCACAUUACCAGAGAAAUCUUUCAAGUGCAUUUUUAAUUGGCAGGUCAAUCUGUAAGUGAGCCUAAAUGAACUCAAGUAUAAAUAUAUAACAAGACAAGCACUUGAGCAGUUUUUUCUGUCGCUAUCAACGUGACGUAUUUUUAUUAUUACCUGGCGAGUGUAAAAAUCAGUGGUGGAACCGUAAUCAGGUUAAAUUUUUGCAGGUACCGGACCGGUACACUUCAAGCUUCUGACCAUGGAGACAUGUUUAACUUUUUGCAGGUACGAGAGUGGAAGGCUGAUGGGGAAAAGCGUCCCAUGUGCACAGCACGACCUGGAUACCAAGCGGUCAGCCUACGGAUUGGAAAAUACAAGAAAACCCAUCAUAAAAUUAAUGUCAAUCUGGUGGACAUCCUGGAAGUGGACACUGACCGGAGAGUGGUGCGAGUGGAACCACUUGUCGACAUGGCACAGGUGACAGCCAUGUUGAAUCCACUCGGCUGGACACUGCCCAUCAUUCCAGAACCGGAUAUGCUAACCGUGGGUGGCAUGAUAAUGGGCGUGGGCAUUGAAACCUCCUCCCUUAAGUUUGGCUUAUUCCAACACAUCUGUGUGGCCUAUGAACUGGUCAUGGCUGAUGGCAGUUUAGUGAGAUGCUCUGAGAAUGAAAAUUCAGAUUUGUUCUAUGCUGUGCCUUGGUCCCACGGAACACUGGGAUUCCUCGUGGCAGCCGAGCUGCAAAUCGUGCCUGCUAAGAAGUAUGUGAAGAUCGAGUACCGGCCAGCCCACUCUAUGAGCGAAAUCAUCAAAGCGUUCUCCGAGGAAACCAUGAAAAAAUCCAACAACGAAUUUGUGGAAGCACUGAUGUACGGUAAGGAGGCUGGGGUCAUCAUGACGGCAAAUAUGACCGAUGAUGCGGAGGAAAGUAAGGUCAAUUGCAUCGGGCAUUUCUGGAAGCCCUGGUUCUUCAAGCACGUCCAAGCCUACCUGAAGUCGGGGCCGGGCAUCGAGUACAUCCCACUGUACCACUACUACCACCGGCACAAGCGGAGUAUCUUCUGGGAGCUUCAGGACAUCGUCCCAUUCGGCAACAACCCGCUGUUCCGCUACCUGUGCGGCUGGAUGAUGCCACCCAAGGUGUCGCUGUUGAAGCUGACCCAGGGAGAGACCAUACGCAGAAUGUAUGAGAGAAACCACGUGAUACAGGACAUGUUGGUACCCCUCCAUAAGCUCCGCGAGUGCCUGGAUUGUUUUGACAAAGAGUUCGAACUCUACCCCUUGUGGCUGUGCCCCUUCCUGUUGCCUUCCCGACCGGGGCUUGUCCACCCCGAGGGGAAUGAGGACGAGAUGUAUGUCGACGUGGGAGCCUGGGGGACACCCAUGAGAAAAGGGUUCCACUUUGCUGAGAUGACCAGACGAGUCGAGGAGUUUACGCAGAGUGUCCACGGAUUCCAAAUGCUAUAUGCCGACACUUACAUGACUCGGGAGGAGUUCCGCCAGAUGUUUGAUCACACGUUGUACGACAAACUGAGACACAGGCUGGGCUGUAAGAAAGCCUUCCCUGAAAUCUACGACAAGAUCAGCAGAGCUGCACGCAUCUGAUUAUUCAGGAAUAUUUCCCAUUUUACAUAACAUUACAGCCUUAACCACAGUGGUUAAGACCUUGUUAUUGUCAGACUGUUAAAAGGAGAUGCUGAAUAUGUUACUUGUGCUAAAUUUAUCUUUACAUAUAAUUUAGAUCAACAUAAUCGGAAAAAUCCAACACCUUGAUUUUUUUUUUUUACUGAAAAAAAUACUUGUUGGAUUUACUUUGGAGACAAUUUCAUAUUUAAGUUUAAGAAACAGUGCAAAUUUUUGGGACCAGUGAAUUGCUGUGGAUUGUACGUUUAUUGAAGGAUGCCAUGGUUUUGGGUUGUUGCUACCAUAGUCUUCAAUUUAAACAUAUGUAGGAGUUCGUCAAAGUUAGGAACUUACCAGUGUAUCCAAUCAGACUAUUGAUGCCAAAGCUGAAAUGCAGUAGAUAUUUAGUAUUCAGUUGAAAGAAAAUUAUCCCCAGCAGUAGGAACUAGUCAGCUAACCACUGUGUUGUGUUACAUGGACGUCAC